AUUCGUUUGUAUUUAUAUUUUUAUUAAGUAUUAUUAAUUCAAAUAAAUAGUAUAUAUGUACAUUAUUCUAGAAAAUCCCAGAAUGAGGACUAUAUCCUUAGUAGAAAGUUAAAAAAAAGAAAUUAUCGAUCACUAGUAUAAUACAAAAAAAAUAAGUAUUUAAAUAAUGUUUGUUUGAAAGAAGAUAUAUCAAAUAAUAUAAAUUGCGAAAAAAAUGAUAUAUGUAAUAAUGAAACAAAGGCCAAUGUAAAAAACAGAAAAUUAAAUUGAAGUUUACUGAAUAAGGCGCAGUACUAUACAGAAUUUAUAGACUAUAAUAGUGGAAUGUUUGAUAAAAAGCACUUUAAUAUUAAAAGUAAAUUGUAUGAUGAUUUUCUUGAUAAAAACAGGAAAAUUAGUAAUAUAGCUUUAAAAACAAUAAAACCUAGAAGUUAUAGAUUUGGAAAUACUAUAUUUAUUCUUUUUUUCUUAUUGGGAAUAGGAUCACCCAUACUAUUAGCAUUAUAUUUGGGAGAAAAUUCAAUUUUUGUAAAAUUUAGUUCUUUUUGGAGUAUUAGGGGUCCAAUAAAACAAUUAGGCGUAGAAAAUUUUUUUCUAAUAUUCUUUUUUGUAUGUAUCUUAAUUAAAAUAACCAUACCAAAAAUAUUAAGAAAUAAUGAAAAAUAUAAGAAAAUUAAGUUGUUGAUUGAG
This is a messenger RNA of Plasmodium malariae, 690 nucleotides long. The record is from the annotation of a RefSeq genome assembly. NCBI's taxonomy places the organism in Eukaryota, Apicomplexa, Aconoidasida, Haemosporida, Plasmodiidae.